UUGGGAGUCAAACGGCCACUGAGCGGGCCCCGCUCACCUCCUCUGCUCCGCCAGGCUCCAGACGAUGGUUCACACGUGUGUGGUGACCGGCUGCAGGAACAGGAGGACCCCGGGCACCGGCCUCUCCUUCUACCGCUUCCCGCGGGACCCCGACAGGAAGCAGCGGUGGAUCGAAGCUGUGAACCGAGAGGGCUGGAUCCCUAACGACGGCAGCAGACUGUGUAGUAUUCACUUCAUCUCAGUGUUUCCACAUGCAGGUAAACAGGUGAAGAAUCCACGUUCGCCAGAUUAUGCUCCGUCUGUGUUCACCACAGCUCCCUUAUCCCCAGAGAUGAAGGAGCCAGGUGCCUUGGAGAUCCUGGACAAGCAGGAGGACCGCGUGGAGGCGGCCAACGCCUUGUUGUUCCUGCAGGGUCAGGGCAGCUCGGCGGUGGUCGAAAGGCUCCAGGAGGAGCGCCCCGAGGAGAGGGAGCAGGAAGCCAUCGUGGAGGAAAGUGGGUCCUCCUCCCUCAGCACUGACAAUGAGGAUGAUGAUGAAUCUGUGAGUGACAGUAAGAAAGGAAAGUUCGACGCAGCAGUGAACUUCGAAGACAUCCUGAAAGCCCUGAAGAAGGAAAACCAGGCCCUCAGGGAGUCUGUGGAGAAAAUGUCUCUGUCCGAGAAUUUCUUGAGGAACGAUGCAGAGAAGGUAAAGUUUUACACGGGUUUACCCAACUACUUUGUCUUAGAGACUGUAAUGUGGCUGCUGGCUCCACACAUGGACGGGAUGAAGAACGUCCGACUCUCCAAGUUCCAGCAGCUGCUGCUCACACUGAUGCGGCUCCGCCUGGACCUCCGCAACCAGGACCUGGCGUACCGCUUUGGCGUGAAAGUCGGCAUAGUAACCAGAACAGUGCACCAGAUGGUCAACAUCAUGUCCUCCACUCUGGUGCCAACAGCCGUCUUCUGGCCCUCCAGAGCCGAGCUCCGAAAGAACCUGCCGGCAGCUCUGCGCACCUCCCACCCUGACUGUGCUGUUAUCAUAGACUGUUUCACAGUGCCUUUUGAGGAGCCGGUUUCCCGGGGCAACCAGCAGCAUCAGCAGCAGAAGAGGGCGGCGGCUACCUCUCAGGCAGCAGGGACAAGUCAUAACGUGUUAAAGUACCUGAUUGGUGUGGCUCCGCAAGGAGUCGUCACCUUUGUGUCCAGGGGUGUGCUGGGAAACGUCAGUGACAAGACCCUGGCGGAGGGCUGUGGGUUUCUCUGCAAACUGCUCCCAGGCGACAUCGUGCUGGCGAGUCGCAAUCUUGACAUUGCAGAUUCUGUGGCUGCACGAGGAGCCUUGUUUAAAAUUGCUUGCAGCUACCAAGGAGAGACUUGUGGGAGCUCGGAGGCCUCACCGCCUGCAGAUUCUUCCUCUGAGUUGCAGAGCGUGCCGAGGCAUGUGGAGAGGGUUAUCUCCAUGGUGAAGCGGAGAUACGCCAUGCUCACCGGCCCCGUCGAGAGCCCCUUCACCACGGCCUCCGAGCGCACGUCCAACCUGUCAACCUUUGAUAAGAUUGUGCAAGUCGCUUGUGCCUUAAACAACCUGUGCAUCUCUGCUGCUCCACUAGAGUGAUUUGUACAUUCACACCUAGUGAUCCUUACUGCUGGUCGGGCACUUACAAUCCCUUUACUGCUUUGGACCUUAUUUCAUGUUCUCACACUACAUCCCUGUGUCAAUACUAAAUGAUAACUACAGAAAGUUAAUUUACACUAAUCCACUUUAAUUCUUGCUUGGAGAGUGCGUGUGACUUGGGCAGGUUAUACUUGGAAAUGGGAGCUUCUCCCAAAUCCAGAAACCACAUUACUGAAGCCUUUUUCAGACAUGACCUGCUGGUGAAAUCCGGAGAAUUGGUUACAGGGUUUUAACCGCAGUUUUCCUUUCACAACACAGAGGGAGGUUUUCUGCACAGAUGCAUUCACAACUGCAUUAAAUUCUCUGCAUUAUAUAGGCAAGAGGUGGAGCAGCCGGGUCCAGCAGACACAGGCAGGACAUGUGUGUCACCGCUAUUUCACAGAAAGAUAUUUGUUUUUUUAUUGUUGCGGCUGUCGCGCCGUCAAAGCAUCAUCAUUUCUAUGGACAUGCUACUAGGAGGCCAGGUGGAGUGAGUCUUUUAAAAACUGACUUUUGUGUUCACACUUGCACCUCCUCCAGACAAAGUAUGGAGGAACUGCGGAGCUCAGCGCAUGUCUGAAAACAGCUUAAGAUGUGAUGCCAUGGGGUUAUGCAACUCAACUGACAAAGAAUUGCAGACUUGCAAAGCAAGUUCUUUUUUUAGAUGCUGAAUUAGCCCUGUAUGACUCAGAUUCAUAUUUUAUAGUAAACCUCAGCCAUUUUUAAAUACUUUGGUACAGUAUAUAAACUGCAGUGUGGGUGGUGCUGUCCUGUGCCAUGCAAGCGUCUGCAAGUUCUUGUCCCUCUCAACAAACGCUACAGCAGCUGACUUC
Pleuronectes platessa (European plaice) is the source of this 2469-nucleotide messenger RNA. RefSeq lists its product as uncharacterized. Bases 65 to 1597 code for a protein of 510 amino acids. The transcript is spliced from 2 exons. The record is from RefSeq and is a predicted model, not a curated record. NCBI's taxonomy places the organism in Eukaryota, Metazoa, Chordata, Actinopteri, Pleuronectiformes, Pleuronectidae.